UUCUUCGGUCCUCAAACAACCAACUCGCUUCCAAAAUCUUUUAUUCUUCUCGCGGCGGUAUGACAGAUUGAUUUUUUAAUUAUGUGGCUUUGGGUUUUGUUCGGUCUCGGCGCGGUGCUAUCGGCUGAGGCCGCCGGCGCGGGCGCCGCCCGUCUCGUCUGCUAUGUGGAGACCGCGCGUACCCUCGACUUUACGGAAUGCACCCAUCUCAUUUAUACGGGAUCAGCUCGGGGAGAGAAACUUGACGGGAUACUGAAAGACUACAGGAAACACAACCCCAAGUUGAAGAUUAUUCUACGAGUUACCGAGGACGACAAGGACCUAAAGGACAUCUUAGUAUCCAAAUACAUCCAAGGUCUAGAGCUUUACAAUGCUCACCAAUCCUUCAACAGGACCAAGACUACGGAGACUGUGGAAUACGCCCGUAGCGCGAUAUCUGCUGCAAACAAGGGCCCACUUAUUCUGGCUUUGCCUGCUCACCCGGAACUACUCGCCAAGUACUAUGACCUGCGGGCUCUGGUGAAGAAAGCUGAUUUGAUGAUGGUGCACACACAUGCAUUGGGAUUGGUUAAGAAGAUGACGUAUCACCCAAGUCGGCUGAGUGGCAUGUGGGACAUGAUGAAUACUGAUUCAGUUGUCGAUCUUGUGAUCGGCCUGGGCGUGCCAGCAUCAAAACUAGUAGUGAGUCUGCCUGCGACCGCACAGCAGUUUACUCUGCAGAACCAGACUCUAAGUACACCUGGAAGCCCAGCCGUAGAUGAAGAACCAAAGGAGAUCGACCAGGCGCAGUUAUGUCGGCAACUUCAGCGUGGUCGCUGGACCCUGGAACGCGACCAGGAUUUAUCCGCACCUUAUGCUUUCAAGAAUGAAACAUGGAUAUCCUUUGAAGACUCUUCGUCUGUGGAUGUUAAGGGCAAAUACGCACGUGUUAGAGGUCUGGCGGGAUUGGCAUUGUACCAAGCAGAUAGGGACGUGGACACACCUUGCGGAUCCUCCCUCAGGAGCAUCCUGCAGAAGGUUCUUAACCAACAGAGUCGUGCACCUAGAGCUGCAGUUUUAAGAUCUCUAGAAAACGAAAUUUUGUCUGUGGGCGGUGCGCGAGGUUUAGAAGCUCUUCAAGUGUCUCCCUACCGUAUUACCCAAGUCGUUGACGCUGACGGUGUAAUACACAGCAUCAGAGAGGACACGCGUACAGAGUUCUCGUGCUCCCGCCAGGGUUACUUCGUUCACCCACGUUCCUGCGCACGAUUCUAUCGUUGUGUGAAAUUCGACCAGUACUCUCCAGACUACACAGUAUUCGAGUUUGAUUGUCCAGCUGGUCUAGCGUUCGAUGCACGAUAUGAAGUGUGUGUAUGGCCAGGGUCACUCCCUAAUGCCGCUGCCUGCCCCGGCUCUGCUGAGAUCGCUCCCGUGCCAUCUGAGCGAUUCCAGUGUCCCGCACAGGAAGGUUUCUACGUUGAUCCCGAGAAUUGUAGAUGGUUCUUUGCCUGUCUGGAUCACGGAAAGUCACCGCUAACAGCAUACGAGUUCCGCUGUCCAUUUGGUCUUGGAUUUGAUCCUGCGCGUAUGCGUUGUGACUGGCCCUGGCUUGUACCUGCUUGUGGAAACAUCGCUCGAUACGAGGCGGAAGUUUUCGGUUUCUCCGCUGCUACACUUACAGGUGCAACCGGAUUCCAAGGUAGAACAGCGGAGUCAGUGAAUAUCGCAGCACAUCACGGUCUCGAAGCUGGUGCCACGGUCGAUAAUCUCGUUGGAAUACAAACAGGAUUCCUCAACAACCAAGAUGCUCUUGACGAUAAUUUCAUAUCUGCACAGGAACUGGAUAACUUUAGUAAUUAUCAGGUGGAUUACACCAACUUGGGUAGUCAGGGAGAACCUAGCGGUCUCUCCUACAAAGUAGUCGCCGCCGACUCUAUAAACAAAGGCCUUGUUCAAGCAACUAAUUAUAACGACGAAGAUAAGUACACAAGUGGCUCUAUUAUUUUAGAUGACUACCGACUUCCAACAAACAAAGCGACCGGAAACAAUUUCCAAACGACCAAUGCCCGAAUUCAAGCUGGUCAGAAUGAAAAAUAUAAACAAAACUACGCUUACCCUACUUCUUACUCAAACAGUCAAGUCGCACCAAAACAUAGGUCUGGAGCUUAUAGGAAGGACAAUCGUGGCGCUUAUAUGCACAAUCCAAUUGGCGAUCGAGCGCAUCCUUACAAACACAUAGAUAUACCUGCAUUACAAUAUAAACAUAUCGAUUUCAAUACUAAAGACACUUACGACUUUGAUAGAGGAACUUACAGUGGUACACAUGACACGGGAAGCUACAGUGGUACACAUGACACGGGAAGCUACAGUGGUACACAUGACACGGGUAGCUACAGUGGUACACAUGACACGGGAAGCUACAGUGGUACACAUGACACGGGAAGCUAUGAUUCUGGACCAUAUCGUGGUUCCUACGAUACGGGGCCCUAUAAUCAAGACGUGUCAAAAUCUACCGGUUACGACUAUCCGAAACCAACGGUUCCAUUCAACGAAGGUCUGUAUAAUAUUCAGGGCAAUGAAUAUACUGGGGCUGAAACAGGUCAAUCAUUAAGUACUUUCUAUGGAAGUUAUGGAAAAGGUGGUGUAGGUGGUGUAGGUAGUUAUCUAACUGAUAGCAAAAUUUACCACGGCGCACCUCAUACCCUAACGGCUGGAGCUAUCAAUGUUGAUUUGGUCGGAAAGACUACAUUAGUGGAUGGAUCUAACCGCGGUUAUCAAUACACUCAGGGAGUUGUUCAUGAUACGGAACAAAUAUCAAAGCCCGCUGUUUCAAUAACACAUGUUGGAACCAAUAGUCAAAAUCGUGAUGGUUACACCUAUGUCACUACCCCAACUUUAUCUGGUAUACCUACCAUAGCUACUCCCUUUGCAGUGUCCACAUCUCUACCAUCAGUCACGUACAAAACAACAUAUGUACCACAACCUCCGAGGACGAGUGUUAAACAGUUAUUCGGUUACACACAACCAGCUGUUACAUACGUGCAACCUACUGUGGUCACAGUAACUGAUCAUAAUCAAAGCCAUAAUACAGGGUACUCCACAGUUAAUACAGGUACUACGAAGUUCGCUUCAACAGGUAACGAUUAUUCUAGACUUAAAUUUGAGGAAGGAAUUUCCUAUUCUAAUACACCCGUUCCUGUCACAGUAACUAAAUUAAAUCCACAAAGUUUUUCACACACCCAACAAGGUUUCGAAAAUACUUAUCCUACAGCUUUCCCUGUCACUAGACCACCUAUUAAGAAAGUAGUUGCAUAUACAACAGGAGCACCGGCUGCAUAUGUACCAUCUAUAGCUCAGUCAUACAGCCAUCAAACUGUGCACAACUUAGACGGAGGAAAUGUUUACAUUCCAGCUGUGGAAAGUGGUGGGAAAUACACUAAUACCGUUUCUUAUGAGACAUCUACACCGCAACCAAUACCAGUAGUACCUUUGGUGGAGACCAAUCAUUUUGGGAAACAAACUGUACAUACAGUUAAUGUCAACAAAAUCAAUAGUUAUCCACAAGAAGAGAUUGGAUACGAAAGCCGCGUUGAUUCUCAACCUCUCGAUUACAGCCAACAAUAUGAUACGCAAAGAUUUGAACAAUAUUCCAUACCAAUUACCGGUAACAAAUAUAAUACACAAGCAUCGCAAGCAUAUGUUGCAUCCACAACCGUGCGACCAAUAGUAACAACAGCUAAAUCUGUAUUUGAAAAUCCAUUUUUAAAAUAUACUGUUAAUGUCACCCCAGCUUCUUAUCAAGAUACCUACGUACCUCAGACUUAUAAUCAACAAACGAUUCAUAGAGGUUCUGGAUACCGAUACAAACCCACCGACGCACCCAUUACAUUGGCACAACCAGCUGUAUCUACAUAUCAGUCACAAGAUUAUAGUAAACAAAAUACACAAGGAAAUAAUUACCAAGAGACUGGAUAUGAUUAUUCUCGUCCAUCAAUAGGCUUAAAAGAAGUACUAUCAACACCGACACCUGCGAUUUUUGUGUCUACAGAACAACCUCAAGUUUACAGUCAACAAACUGUUUAUACUGGCAGAACAAACAACGAUGCCAUCUAUAAAGAUCAAUCCUUUGUGCCAACGACGCCCACUGUUCAGCCGUCUUUAUAUAAAGUAAACUAUGAAACAGGUUAUUCACGACCUUUAGUUACCGUUCAGGAAUCUUCAUCAACGACACCUAUUGAAAUAACAGAGCGUCCACUAACUUAUAGCCAGACGAGUUCUACUUAUGAUAAGCAAGUACUCAAUGAAAAUUCACAAGCCAAUUACCAAACUGGUUACGACUACUCUAAACCUUCAAUAACUUUAAAAGAAUCAGGGACAGUGUCAACAUUAGCUCCAGUAGUUUUGUCAACUGAAAGUCCACAUUCCUUUAGUCAACAAACAUUUCAUAGAGUAGAAAAACAAAGAGUAGAGUCGCCUUUACCUCGUGUUCAACUGACCUACCAGAACCCUGCUGUAUCAGUGUACGAAAACCCAAUAUUGAAAUACACCCAAAAAACAAUUGCUACCGAUGUUAGCCCCACUGGUUAUACACAAUAUGUAAAUGAAGAAAUAAGACAACCAACCUACAACCAUCAAACUUUGGGAACACAAAACUUCCAAACCUACACAUAUGAUCAACCCGAAAUUCAAAGAAAUGUAGAAGUACCAAGAGUUCCAGCUUACUCAGACGCAAGCGUUGUAUCACAUCAAACAUUCCACCAAUCUCAAACAUAUGGUAAAACAGAUCAAACUGGAAAGGAUGCAAUAUUUGUGUCAACUACACCAUCAACUCUUAUCUAUGAAGACCAUUAUUCUGAAUAUAAUAAUCCUAAACAACAGGUUACAUAUAAUUCAGAGUAUGUCCCAUCGAGGUCCCGAGACUAUUACACAGUUUCUACAGUUGCAACACCUGUUCGAGUAGGAUCUCGCUAUAAAUCAAGAUUAGAUAAAUACAAUAUUGAGUCUAUCCAUCAAUCUACAUACGAACAACCCAGUAAAGUAACGGUCGAGUUUCCUUCUGCUCCUGCAUCUUAUUCACAGUCCACACAGACAAGAUAUGAUUCUCCUGAAAUACAAGUAGCAAACACUGCAGAAGAAUAUUUACCUCCGGCGGGUUCACCGACUACGCCUGUGAUUACCUCGACGUACAGACCUAGAAUCUAUUCAACUACUUCAACACGUGACUACUUGCCACCUAUUACUGAAUCGGUUUACAAAGCACCGGAGUACGUUCCACCAUCAUAUUUACCUCCUACUCAGAAAUCCGCAUCCCGUGUUGUUACUUAUGACACUUUCGGAUACGAUGCUGGUGCAGGGGCCAGUGCUAGAAAUAGAUAUAAUACGCAAGAAGAUAAUUCUAUAUCUACCGAAAAGUUCGUGAUAUCAACAGCUGCACCAUUGCAACGAAAACAAAACGUAGUUGUUGAAACCGCAAAAUCAAACGUAUUAGGAUUUGGCACAGUUGGUCCCGAUGCCGGAUUGAUUUCUACUUAUACACCUUCAUACCCCACGUCUGAGACGUACUAUGUAAAUACGGCAGCUUCUUCUACCUCAAAACCGGAUAUAGUUGAAGUAACUUCGGCACCACGUCGAUCACGACCAAAAUAUUUCAGACCUGCAGAACAAUCUAGUACCCAGGCACCAUUAUAUGUAGAAAGUACAACGUAUGAAGCUCCAGAAUACCUCCCACCAUCCGAUGAGUUUGAAAUUAAGUAUAACCCUUAUCAAAAUGUUAAGACCACGGAAACUGUGUCGUCUACUCCAUUUUAUACAAGAAAACAGAAUAUUGUCGUUAAAACAGCUAAAUCUAAUGUGUUGGGUUUUGGAAGUGACACUGGUCGAGUGACGUACAGUACAUCAGGAGUCCCAUCAAGCACAGUUUCAACUUAUCCUGUAACAUCAACUUAUACACCUGUUAGACAGGAGCUUGUAGAAGUGACGUCUACUCAAGUGCCUAUACGCAGAUAUAGGCCUAAAGUGGCAGUUGUCACAAAAAUCAAUGAUUUUAAUCCUCUCCUCGUGAGAAAGUUAGGCGCUGUUUGCAGUUGCCAAUCACCUGUUUUAGUUCUUAAAGGUAGAAGACCAACAGCACAGACGCAAAUUAUCGAUGAUUAUAGCAGUGAAGAUAUCUCAGACCGAGGUGAUAUUGAUGAAGAAGUUUGGCAAGAGAAAUCGAGACGCGUUACAAAGCCAUCCAUUAAUACCGUAACCACUGGAGCGCCAACCGUUACUUCCACAUAUAAUCCAAUCAUAGUCCCAGAUGAUUCAUAUUAUCAAGACUAUCAGGAAGCUAGCAAUGAUGAUAUAAUUAUUACACCUGCCGAAAGAGGACAAUCUGAAAAUUAUGUAUCAAGGAAACCAGUCACUUCAACAACGGAAAACGUGAUUCGUAUAAGACCUAGAGUGAAAGCUGUCACAGUCGCACCAACAUACAAAUCGGUUAUAUUGAACCAAGAAGUAUCACCACAAGAAUCCUUAGAUACUGUUAAAGUAGACUCCCAAUCAUUUGACCGUUAUGGACCAGGUGGUUGGAGAGGCCGAGAUGAAACUUUACAAGGCUCGAUAGAUUGCCAAAGAGCAGGUCUCUUCAGACAUCCAAAGCAAUGUAAUAAGUUUUAUGCAUGCAGAUGGGAUUGUACUAAGCAAAGAUUUACAUUGCAUGUUUUCAAUUGCCCUGUUCAACUAAGCUUCGAUCCCAACAUUGGUGCCUGCAACUGGCCGAGCCAAGGACCAGCGUGCCAGGGUGACACAUUACUGACGAACACUUUGUAAUUAAACACGAUAUCCGAUUCUAGAAAUAUUAACGUGCCAUGCAGAUGUGAUAUGAUUUGAUCAAGAGUCGAAGAACAAUCCUAUGAUGUAAAGGCGAAUUUUAUUUAAUAUGUUAAGUCGAAACAAGUCUCUCUUUCACAUUUAUAUAGACUUAUUUAUUUGUUUGUUAUAAUGUUAAUUCAUAUUUAUUUAUUAAUCAUGCUCUUUUUAAGCUUGCGAUUUCAUUACUUUCAAAUUUUCAAACCUAGUUACCAUUGUACUAGUUCAUUUAGAUGUAUUUUAAUAUUAAGAGUCUUAUGUUAAUAAACGCGCUGUAAUGUAAAUAAAUCAUUUUAUUCAAUAUUA
Messenger RNA from Pieris napi, 7134 nucleotides. RefSeq lists its product as uncharacterized. Gene Ontology annotation, molecular function: chitin binding; chitinase activity. The transcript has 9 exons. The record is from RefSeq and is a predicted model, not a curated record. The coding region runs from base 82 to 6789 and encodes 2235 amino acids. Gene Ontology annotation, cellular component: extracellular region. Gene Ontology annotation, biological process: chitin catabolic process; carbohydrate metabolic process. NCBI's taxonomy places the organism in Eukaryota, Metazoa, Arthropoda, Insecta, Lepidoptera, Pieridae.